Messenger RNA from Salvelinus fontinalis (brook trout), 5391 nucleotides. Its product is annotated as protein bicaudal D homolog 2-like. Bases 296 to 2764 code for a protein of 822 amino acids. Gene Ontology annotation, molecular function: dynactin binding; cytoskeletal adaptor activity; dynein complex binding. The record is from RefSeq and is a predicted model, not a curated record. Gene Ontology annotation, cellular component: Golgi apparatus; cytosol. Lineage: Eukaryota; Metazoa; Chordata; Actinopteri; Salmoniformes; Salmonidae. Gene Ontology annotation, biological process: regulation of microtubule cytoskeleton organization; microtubule anchoring at microtubule organizing center; protein localization to organelle. The transcript is spliced from 8 exons.
CCAUGGCGCACAACUGUAGACCUGAAACUGUAUUCCUCAUAAUCGAUGAUCUCAACUUAGUUUCCUCUCUAGUGGCAUGAAGUAGGCUAGCUGGGGGAAGAUAGGUACCGGUGCUAUGGAGCGAGCUGAAAAUACUAUCUGAUAACGGUAUCCGCUGAUAGACCGCUGAACUUUGUGUUCACAUCAAAAAGUUGAGAACCCGAAGAGAGAGACAAAAACAGCCAUGCAGUUCAAAUACAGAAGGCACUGAUUUAUUUUUAUAUGCUUUUCUGUUGUCCUUCAAGUGCUGGCCAAGAUGUCUGUGGAGGAACAGGAAUAUCCAGAGGCGACUCUGGUUGCAGAGGCCGGGCCGCAGUGGUUUCGGGCGGAAUUAGAACGCCUAUCCCGGGAGUUGAGCGAGACGACUCAUGAGAAGAUCCAGGCGGCGGAAUACGGGCUUGCGGUGCUCGAAGAGAAGCAACUACUCAAACAGCGGUAUGAUGAGUUGGAGACUGAGUUCGAGACCGUUCGGCAGGAACUCGACCAGCUGAAGGAGGCGUUUGGUCAGGCCUACUCCACCCAUAGGAAGGUGGCUGCAGAUGGGGAGAGCAGGGAGGAGUCACUGAUGUUGGAGUCAGCCAGUAAGGAGGCCCAAUAUCACCAGAUGGUCCUGGAGCUGCAGAAUGACCUGCGGUCUGCCAGAACCGACCUCACUAGCACCCAAUCAGAGAACGAGCGCCUGGCUGCCGUCGCCCUGGAGAUGAGAGAGAGCUCUGAGCAGGUAGAGUUGCAGCGCACCCAACUGCGUGAUGACAUCAGAGAGUAUAAAGUGCGGGAGGCACGUCUGCUGCAGGACUACAGUGAGCUGGAGGAUGAGAACAUCUCCCUGCAGAAACAGGUGUCCCUGCUACGACAGAGCCAGGUGGAGUUUGAGGGUCUGAAGCAUGAGAUCCGUCGCCUGGAGGAAGACUCGCUGUGCCUCCACAGCCAGCAGGAGGAGGCCAUGCGCCUGAGGGAGAUCGCCGAGCGCCAGCUGACCGAGGCUCUGGAGACCAUUAAGACUGAGCGCGAGCAGAAGGCCGCCCUGCGUAAAGAACUGUCCCACCACAUGACCAUUGGGGACAACCUGUUACCAUACUACCACAGUUCCCUCAACGUCUCCCUGGACGGACUCAAGUUCAGCGAGGAUCCCACUGCUGCCACCAACGAGCCGAACCACGAUGACUCGUUCCGCGGCUACGAGAACGGCCUGGCCAAGGUGGCCGCCGACGGCAACGAAGAUAACAAAGCCAAACUUCGGCCCGCCCCCAGCCUAGUGGAUGACCUGCUGAGUGAACUCAACAUCUCAGAGAUCCAGAAACUCAAGCAGCAGCUCAUGCAGGUGGAGCGAGAGAAGGCGGCGCUCCUCUCCUCUCUGCAGGAGUCCCAGAAGCAGCUGGAGGUGGCCCACGGGACUCUAUCAGAGCAGCAGGAGACGGUGGGACGCCUCACUGAGAACCUCAGUGCCAUGAGGAAACUCCAGGCCAGCAAGGAGCGCCACUCGGCCCUGGACAGCGAGAAAGAGCGAGACAGCCGCGAUGACGGUGACGGGGACUACUACGAGUUGGACAUCAACGGGCCUGAGAUCCUGCAGUGUAAGUACACCAUCGCCGUAUCCGAAGCCGGGGAGCUCAGACAGGAGCUGAAGACACUUAAAGCCGAGUACCAGUCGUGCCGCAGCCAGUACGAAGAAGAGCGAGUCCGCCUGGAGAGCGACGUGGCAGGGCUGAGCGAAAAGCUGGCCUCCCUGGAGAAGACCAGCCGGCAGGAGCACGAGGAGGUGACGAGGCUGGAGAAGGAUCUGCGGCGAGUGAGUGAAGCGGUUGGCGAGUCGCAGGGAAGCCUGAACGUGGCGCAGGACGAACUGGUGACGUUCAGCGAGGAGCUGGCCAACCUCUAUAACCACGUGUGCAUGUGCAACAACGAGACGCCCAGCCGGGUCAUGCUCGACUACUAUAAGGAAGGCAAGGCCAGUAUAGGGGGCAGGGGCAGCCGAGAGGGGAAGACACAACAUCUGUCCCAUGUUCUGCUCUCCAACGGGCUGGUUCCUGAAACUGAAUCCAAUAAAUCUGAAGCCAGUGACCCAGCCACCCCAGAGUCCCGUUCAGAGCCCAUGAACAUCUAUAACCUAGUUGCCAUCAUCAGGGACCAGAUCCGUCACCUGCAGCAGGCGGUGGACCGCACCACAGAGCUGAGCCGCCAGAGGAUGGCCUCCAUGGAGCUGGGUACUGUGACCGAUAAGGACAAGGAGGCCUGCAUGGGGGAAAUCCUCAAACUCAAGUCUCUGCUCAGCACCAAGAGAGAGCAGAUCGCCACCCUGAGGGCCGUGCUCAAGGCCAACAAACAGACGGCUGAGGUGGCGCUGGCCAACCUGAAGAGUAAAUACGACAACGAGAAGACCAUGGUGACCGAGACCAUGUUGAAGCUCCGCAAUGAGCUCAAGGGCCUGAAAGAGGACGCUGCCACCUUCACCUCAUUACGGGCCAUGUUUGCUACAAGGUGUGACGAGUAUGUGACCCAGCUGGAUGACAUGCAGAGGCAGCUGGCUGCAGCGGAGGAUGAGAAGAAGACCCUGAACUCCCUACUCCGCAUGGCCAUCCAGCAGAAGCUGGCCCUGACCCAGCGACUGGAGGACCUAGAGUUUGACCACGAACAGGCGCGCCGCGGCGGGGGAGUGGCGGCGGGCGGGCGGGGGAAAACCUCCUCAUUGGCGCGGGGCAAAGGGGCAUCGGCCAAUCAUUAUUAAUUUAUUCAAGCCCAGUGGCCCCUUCAAAGGUUGACAGUCACCUUGCCGAUGAUUAAUUCAGUACACCCCCCCCCCGUGGCCUGAGACCCAUGUCAGAGACACACACUGCUGUAAUGCGAGGACUUUGAUAUCUGAGUGCAAACACACACCAGAGUAUGUGAGCGGAGUUGAGCGGUCAGAGAUCCCACUCGUUGCUCACGGAGCAGUCUUCUGCCACUCCAAAUUCGCUCCAUUCGUUUUCUGUUUAAAAAGAAUGAUUUAACAAACACCCCCAUCUACUUUUGUGACUAUGUACUCAUAUCAAGAUCUCUUUGCAUUAGUGGUGGGGUAGGCUAAAUAAAUACAACAGAAUACGCAUAAUUAAAAGAACAUAAUGAAGGAAAUGAAAACUGCUGGCCAGAGCAUGCCCAGAGAUCGUGGCUGAGCGGUACUGGAGCGAAAUUGAAGCGGGAUAGAAGGCCGACGGUCCAACGUUUUCGAAAUUUGCUCCAUGCUCCAGCCAAAUGAAGCACGCUCCACUUCCGCUCCACUCUGCUCACGUCCUCUGACACACACACACACACACACACACACACACGCUCUAGGCCCCUACAGACACGCAUGAAACCCCCAGGGGUUUUGUCCCUCUGUGCGGCUACAGUAAACAAGAAAGUCUCCUCGGUAUGAUGACCAAUAGAGGUCUAUUUCUAUGGGUAUGACCCGCAUUUGUGAUCCAGUCACUCACUCCACAUUGUCCACCUCUAUACCAUUAUAACUCUUUGUGUCUUUCCCCCGACUAUAGCCGACUCCAACUCAACGCCACGAUUUACGAUGGAGUUGAGUGGCGACUAGUGUUGGCGAACUGGAGCGCCAACGUCACAUAAAAACCCACUGUCGCGUGUAAUUACGGGCUAUGUUUUGGGUGCUGUAAUCAUUUUAUGUGAUAGUCGCCGCUCAACUCCAUCGUAAAUCAUGGAUUUGAGUUUAAUCGGCUACCCGGAUGACUGCGCCCUUUUAAUGUAUUUAUUUAUCUUUUAUUGCUUGUUGUAACUCAGUGAACGUGUGAGGUGUUCAUAAGCUUUUUGUUGCAUUUAAUAAUUGUUGAUAAUUGGAGCAUUCAUAAUAGAAUUUCCAUGGAGAGCAAACCUGUGUUGAUUUAUAUUUAUUUGUAGAGAAAGAUCAGAGGCAGGAAAGUCAUAGGAACUAAAGUGACUUGCUACAGUUCUCCCUGGGGUCAAUAUUCAGUGGGACUCCCAGGCUAAUGUAAGUUCUCUGCAAGAACAUGGAUGGAAAUCUUGAUUGGAAUGGGUCCUUUCUCUCUUUUGUUUUAAAUCUUUUCUCAUGUAUUUAGAUGUUUUAUUUAACCUUUAUUUAUCCAGGUGAGUCAAUUAAGAACAAAUGAUUCUUUACAAUGACCGCCUGGCAAAUUUUUAUAAUGUGAUUCAAAAAAGUUAACCGGUAAGCUGGAUGUUCAAGAAGGCUUUUUUCCCGCCUUAUUCUUCUACCUUCUGGUCUUAGUUUUGACUAGUAGUGCCUUUCUGUCCACAAAAGAGAAGCUAGAUUUCGUUUUUUAUGUUUUCAAUGUCUUUGAGAAGGAAUUUGGGUGAGAGGUUUUGACCCCAGUCAUUACAGAUUGAGGAAAAUAAUAGGAACUGUGGUGAAUUCUUUGAAGUGAUUCUGUGAUCCUCCAAAUGUUCAGAAUUGCAAAUUUAGGGUGCUAUUAUUAUAAAGAAAAAACUUAUUUUAAACGUUUCGAUACUAUAACUGUUAACUUUGGCUGCCGAGUUAGUGGUUCGAGGCAUUUACAACAGUGGCUGAUUGAGAGAUUACUAAUGCACAUACUUAUUUAUACUCUAGCGUGUAUGGCAAAGGUCAGGCAAUGUCAAUAUAGAAUUGACAAGUCUGGAGGAUCAUUUCUUUGUCUGUUUUAAUGCAAUUUUAUUAGCCCUUUGUAUGUCCUCUAAUAGAGUUGUUGUGACUUCAGCAAACAGAAGAAGUGAAGUCAUCAACACCUUCUGCAGUGCCAUUUAAUUCACAGCUUUGUUGAUGCAAUAAAAGUUACAUUUAUGAUUUUUUUUCCAUUUUUUUUCUCACAAGUGCAAUUAAACGCAGUAUCAAUAUGGAAAUAAGGUAUAAAAAUGCCGUCUGUUUGCUGAUGCUAUUGUUAUGUUUUACUACUUACUCACAAUCUUGAUCCAAUUUGAGUUUAUCUUUGUACUAAAUAACUUGUUUGUAUUUAUUUUAAACAAUGUCAUGUAUGUUGGUAUUGUCAAUAAUGUGGAUUAUGAUUAGUGGCAUAUUGAUACCAUAUUGAUGUCAUUUUCCAUGUUAUCUUCAAGGGACUUUGGGUGGAGAUGGUGGUCGUGUUCCACUGCUUGGUUCGUUGCAUGCCAUGUCAUCGACUGACAGAUUGCUAUAACAUAAUGAUGUGGUUAGCUGAUAGGUAAAAUACCUAUCCAGGCGUUGUAAGAUCUGGCAACGUCUAAGCAGUGGAACGCUCAAUAGAAGCCAGUAGCCUACUUACCUAUGUGAUGAUGAUGAUGAUGAUGAUGAUGUUGCACUGGCAAGGUGCAUGCUUAAUAGUAUAAACUUAACUUCAGACUUAAUGUGGUGGUGUUGGGGUUAUUAAAACAUAUAUAUUGAUCCUA